Molecule: messenger RNA, 1275 nt
Organism: Temnothorax curvispinosus
Lineage: Eukaryota; Metazoa; Arthropoda; Insecta; Hymenoptera; Formicidae
Gene: Aatf
Exons: 3
Coding region: 137-559 (140 amino acids)
Source: RefSeq, a predicted model, not a curated record
CAGACGGACGGACUCGCGGCACUCGCGCUCGCGCCUCGCGCCAUGUUUAUUAUUCCACUACCUUCGGGCGGCUUCGGUUACAACGAAACCGGAUUUCGGCUCAGAUGAAGAGCAGGAAGAUACGAAAGCAAAAGUAAUGGAACCGUACAUCAAGAGCGAUGUCUCAGACGACGAAUUUCGGCUAUCUAAAAUAUGCAGACAAAAUGUUGAUGCCUUGGAAAAAGUGGAUAAGAGGUAUGCUGGUAAAAAAAUUUCGAGGAAAGAUAUAUACAGUGACGAGGACGAUAAUAUGAGUAAAGAUGUGGGAAAUGAAGGCUCCAACGAAGAUGCUGAAGAUGAAGAGAUGGAUGGUGCACGGGAGCAAAGUAACGAUGAGUUAGGCAGCAAUAGAAAAACAAAUUUGAAAGAAGGAUGUACAGAUGUCUCAGAAAGUGUGUCUGAUUUGAAAGAACAAGAUGAUGACAACAUAGAUACCAAUGAUCCAAUGGUCAGGAAUGUACUGAAACUUUGGCAAAUUUUCUUCAGAUGCGAAGAAAGAAACUGCAGACAUGCGUUCUAAUUAGUAAUCAAAUGCCACAAUAUGACACGCAUAGAGAACUCAGAUCAGACGUAGUUUUCGUGAAGAAGGUUAAUUAAACUGAGCAAGUGUUCCAAAUCGAAGCGAUGCGCCGUCGUUUGGAGCCGUCGCCGUCGCAUUACGCUCAGGAACGAGCAACAUCUCGUUUGGAAUCGCAGUUGCAUGAAGCUACGACAAAAUAUAAUUCCCUGGAGCAAACUAUUACCGACAAAGCAACUCUAUCUCUUUGUCGGUAAUAGUUUGCUCCAGGGAAUUAUAUUUUUUUUCCCCCCCAACUCCUUCUUGAAAGCCCAGCUUGAAAGGGCUAAUCACUGAUGAAAUGUCAGUCACUUGGAAAUGGAGUUGCAGCGUUCCGGAGAGGAGUCAAAAUCAUCAUCUCCCAAAAACAACGAUGUUAGCGAGGAUUCUCAACGAAUCGAGGAAUUACUGUUAUUAGCGAAUCAGCUGCAAGCUCUGCAACAGGAGCUAGUUAAAGAAACAAGUUAAAAAUUUUCAAACGUCAGCGAAGUAAAAUGUAUGUAAUUAUUUCGGUUUACACAAGAUAAUAAUUCACAACGCAAUUAGUUUUACGUGUCCAUUCCAUUACGGCGCGUUUUGUUAUGAGGAGAGAAUCGUAGGUCCUAAGAAAAUUAUAAUAAUGGUAAAAUAAAUACAAAUAAAUGUAAGAUUUAAUACAUGUAAUGAAUAUAUUGUGUAUG